AUGACCGUUACUGCAGAUCUCUUGUCGCCUUUAAUGACUCCUCUCGCCUUACAAAUAACUAGUAAAGAUUGCGCCGAACAGACAGCGACCGAGUUCGAAACGGUUAAUGAUUUAGACUUAAAUGUGAACAUGCUAUUAGACAAUGUGCAUGAAGCGCCUGACCAAUGUGUCAAGGGACGUUUAAAAGAAAAUGUUGAAUUUUGGAAGCACAUUGGCGCUUCACGUUGGGUUUUAACAGUUAUUCGCGACGGAUACGUGUUACCUUUUGUUGAUCUACCUCAAAGACACAUGUCCAAGAAUCACAUGUCGGCAAUACGAAAUGCUAAAUUUGUUGAUUCGGAAAUUGAGAAAUUAUUAAGUUCAGGUUGUGUCAAGCAAGUGUCAAGUGACCAAGUGCAUGUAAUUUUGCCUCUCAGCGUGGCGUCAAAUAAUGGAAAAAAACAGACUUAUUUUAGAUUUACGUUAUAUCAACAGUUGUUUAAGAGUUUUAAAGUUUAAAUACGAGGAUCUGAGGACUUUCAAAGACAUAUUUCGACCCGGGAACUAUAUAUUCAAGUUUGAUUAUAAGUCAGGGUAUCACCAUAUUGACAUUUUGCCGGAACAUUCCAGAUAAAAGUGUCUGGGAACCAACACAGUGUGGAGAAGUGCUGGGAUUUAUUGCUAACUUUGUGGAUGGUUAUUUUAGAGUGCCUGAGCAACGGAUUGUUAAACUAAAUAAUCAGUUGCACACUAUACAAGUCAAUAACUAUAAAACAACAGCUUAUGGCAUAGCCAAGCUCACUGGUACAAUUAUAUCAAUGGGUUUAGCACUAGGGCCCAUAGCUCGGGUAUGGACACGGGGGCUCUAUCGUAACCUUACGCCCACAACAUUGUGGGGGGAGAUAGUGCACCUGAAUGAGGAUGCCAUUAGAGAGAUUAACUUUUGGGUAGACAGCUUUGCCGAAUGCCAUGGGCAAAAGAUAUGGUUGUCUAGUCCCCUCCCAGAGGUUAUGACCUAUUCAGAUGCCAGUGACACAGGAUGGGGUGGUUAUUGCGUCCAGAUUUCCGGACAGAUUGCAAAAGGUUCAUGGACGCCAGAGGAAGCCAAACAGAGCUCUACCUGGCGAGAACUCCGGGGAACUUAUCUUGUACUGCUGUCGUAUGCCAAACAGUUUCACGGGAAGUUUGUACGACACCGUACUGAUAACAAGAACGUGGAACUAGUAUUGCAGAUCGGUAGCUCCUCAAAAUUAAUACAUGACGAGGUAAUCGCCAUAUACAAACUAUGUCAGCAGCAUGCUAUUCGCUUAUAUCCAGAGUGGGUUCCUCGGAAGCAAAAUAGUGAAGCCGAUUAUCUUUCCCGCCAGAUCGAUCCCGAAGAUUAUAUGCUCAAUCCAUUACAUUUUACCGCCCUCGACAUGCUGUGGGGCCCUCAUGCAGUUGAUAGAUUUGCAUCAUUUAAUACUCGUCAAAUCCCUAGAUUCUGCAGCCGGUGGUUGAGUCCUUGCACAGAGGCGGUCGAUGCCUUUACAGUAAACUGGAGUGGGGAGAAUAACUGGAUUUUUCCACCACCAUACUUGAUCCCAAAAGUAAUUUCUCACAUGUGUGCUAACAAAGAAGAGGGUACUUUGAUAGUGCCUCUAUGGUCUUCUGCAUACUGGUGGCCCCUUCUUACUAUAGACGGCAGGCGUCCUAUGCCUUGGAUUACCGAGUGGUUGGAUAUUCCACUGGCAGAAGACACCUUCAUUCCAGCAGUUAGCCACACAUGCCUCUUUGGGUCUGGCACCCCAUCAUAUCGAGUUCUCGCACUUAAAGUUCGUUUUAAUAAUAAUUUACAAAACAUAGUGAAGCCAUUUAUCUAG
Paramuricea clavata is the source of this 1841-nucleotide messenger RNA. Lineage: Eukaryota; Metazoa; Cnidaria; Anthozoa; Malacalcyonacea; Plexauridae. The record is from the annotation of a GenBank genome assembly.